This is a messenger RNA of Westerdykella ornata, 536 nucleotides long. RefSeq lists its product as uncharacterized. Bases 130 to 429 code for a protein of 99 amino acids. NCBI's taxonomy places the organism in Eukaryota, Fungi, Ascomycota, Dothideomycetes, Pleosporales, Sporormiaceae. The record is from RefSeq and is a predicted model, not a curated record. The transcript has 3 exons.
GGAAGUUACACGUAAGUCUGCAUCCUGCUAUUUCGACAUGUGGUCCUCAGGCUGCGCAGGCCCUAUCGCUCAUACGGCAAAUAUCAAUACUACAAUUCAGCCGUUGACACGGAGGCGGCGAAGAAGGGCAUGGCCGAUGGUAUGACCAAGAGACAGACCACAUACGGCACUUAUAAUCCGUACGGGGCAUAUGGGAGGUACGGCACGUACGGCACGUACGGCACCUACCGAUCGUACAGCUCAGCCAUGGAAGCCGAGGCCGAGAAGAAGGAAAUGGCAGAUGCUAUGCCCAAGAGGGAAUACGGAAGCUACGAGCCGUACCAGGCGUAUGACCAGUAUGAUUCCUACAGUUCGGCUGUUGAUGCCGAGGCGGCGAAACAGGGAAUGGCCGAGGGUAUGGCCAAGAGGGAAUACGGAAAGUAUUCGUAAGUUUUCCGUCCCCGAUCUAUCCGUUUGCGGCGACUUAGCCUUCGGCAGGCCGUACUAUUCAUAUGGCAAGUAUGGACGCUACAGCGCGGCUGUUGAUGAGGAGGCUG